Messenger RNA from Aspergillus nomiae NRRL 13137, 1119 nucleotides. Its product is annotated as P-type ATPase. Lineage: Eukaryota; Fungi; Ascomycota; Eurotiomycetes; Eurotiales; Aspergillaceae. Bases 1 to 1119 code for a protein of 372 amino acids. The transcript has 5 exons. The record is from RefSeq and is a predicted model, not a curated record.
AUGGAUACCUCAAUGCCCCUAGUAGGGCGAAGUCGCGCGAUCUUCACUGUCUGUGUAGUCAUGAUGUGCCUCUCGAUCGUGGCUGUCCUACUGCGCGUCUUUGUUCGAUCUUAUAUUGUGCGAGCCUUCGGAUGGGAUGAUACAUUGAUGGUAGCAGCGGUGGCACUGUUUACAUUCUUGGAUAUCUGUUGUAUUAUUGGAACCCACAAUGGUGUUGGCCAUCGGAUCAAGGACUUUACAAGCCUGGAUAUGCUGCAAACUGCCAUGCUGUGGUGGUGGUUAGGUCAAAUGCUCUACAUCUGGUCAUCGGCAGUCGCCAAGGUUUCAAUCGCCCUGGCCCUUAUUCGUUUGACAGUACGCAAGGUACACUUGAUUAUCCUUUGGAUAGUGAUUGCAGUCGUUAUUGCGAUCGGUCUGAUGUUCUGGCUUGUCCUGCUCUUUGACUGCAACCCAGUCUCUUACUUCUGGGAACGGAUUAAUCCACUCAAUUCUGGGACGUGCUUAUCAACCGAUAUCCUCCUUGCCAUCGCAUACCUUUACAGCGCAAUUACCAUAUUCUGCGACUUUACCUUGGGAAUAUUCCCCGUCUUUUUGAUCUGGAACCUGCAGAUGAACGGGAGGACAAAGGCCGCUUUGGGUGGCAUUCUAAGCAUGGGGGCCAUUGCCAGCGUCGCUGUUGUGAUUCGACUCCCCUUCUUGCAAAACUAUAAAGACACUGACUUUCUUUAUUCAACCUACCAAAUUGCGAUUUGGUCGGUGAUGGAGACCGGCCUCGCUAUCAUUGCCGGCAGUCUCAUUACACUGCGCCCUCUAUUCCGUUGGUUCCUGGAUGGAACCGCUUCUUACAACACGAACGAACGUAGGGGGAAGUAUCCUCUAUCAAGCCUUACCGGGAAUACCUCCAAGACCGCCGCCUCUCGCGACCCCAGAUAUUGGCGUCCAGAUAUACCCUCGGACGAUACCUCUACCUUCGUUGUGACUGCAGUAUCAUCGCCGGACCGUCUUCACGCUGAUGGUAAUAGCAGUCAAGAGGUUCUGUACCCUGUGCCGGACCCUUGGCUACCCCCAAACAGUGUCAAUGUGCACAAAACCUUCCGGGUUGGAGAAGAGGAGACCUGA